AUGUUACCGGCCGUCGAUCCAUAUGGUGUCCACAUGCGAGCGAUGUGCGGCGACCGCAACGACGACGCCGAAAACGAAAACGCUCGCGCGCCGCCCGACCCGUGGUUGGCCGCGCGGUACGUGCCCGACAUGCAGGAUGCGCUGCAGCACGUGCAGGUCCUCGACCUGGGCCACGUCCGCGACCUGGACGAGGCCGCUGCCCUGGGCGUGCGUGCAGCCACGGUCCGGAUUCUCACCGUCUCAAUCUUCAGCGUACACCACACCCAGCAACGCGGGUGGCAUUCGUGGCAUAACCCCCGUGCUGCAGCGGCACCUGUCCCGACCUGGCCGACAGACCUGGCGCCGACGCGGCUGGUGCUGUGGGUGAGCGUGCCGUUCGAGAGCGGCGUACCGCUCCGCCUGCGCAGGCUUCGCCGGCUCGUCCUGGUUCUGACGUAUGGCUGGGAGUGCAGCGCGUGGGACCCUGCCGCCCUCGACCUCGACGUCGGGGAGGGAGGCAUACCCGAGAUUGUGGUCCAGUGCCACAAGAGACCAACGGAGACGGUCUGCGGCUGUAUCAGCCAUCCAAGCGACAGUGCGGGGCUGAGCGCCAUGCUCGAGCCGCUGAUGGGACCCGAUACGCGUCUGACGCUCAUCGACCCGCCACGGGACGGGCCACUGCCAGACGCAGAGGUCAUCCCCCUCGAUAUGUGGAACCGCGACGCGGACCCCGUGGAGAUUAGCUGGGAGGGGAUACAUGGUGACCGCGUGUGGCGGCCGUGGAUUGGCUGUCGGAGGCGGGCCGUGGAGUGA
Molecule: messenger RNA, 792 nt
Organism: Apiotrichum porosum
Lineage: Eukaryota; Fungi; Basidiomycota; Tremellomycetes; Trichosporonales; Trichosporonaceae
Exons: 1
Coding region: 1-792 (263 amino acids)
Source: RefSeq, a predicted model, not a curated record